Messenger RNA from Drosophila elegans, 2612 nucleotides. Its product is annotated as probable E3 ubiquitin-protein ligase makorin-1. NCBI's taxonomy places the organism in Eukaryota, Metazoa, Arthropoda, Insecta, Diptera, Drosophilidae. The record is from RefSeq and is a predicted model, not a curated record. Gene Ontology annotation, molecular function: metal ion binding; ubiquitin protein ligase activity. Gene Ontology annotation, biological process: protein polyubiquitination. Bases 146 to 1492 code for a protein of 448 amino acids. The transcript has 4 exons.
UUUUAAUUUUCGAUGAAUUUGGUCACACUGCGGAAAAAAUUGUGAAUGUGAUCAGAGUGCAUAAAACGACAAAAUAAAAAAUUGUCAUCGUCGAGACUUGUCAGAGAUUCGUAAAAUCAAAAGCGUUUGCAAUUCUCAUAGCAAAAUGAGUGCCGUUGCCAGCAGCGAUCCAGCCAUCAGCGGCAUGGCCCUUGGCCGCAGCCAGACCAUCUGCCGCUACUACGUGCGCGGGAUCUGUCGCUUCGGGGAGCUCUGCCGCUUCUCUCACGACCUGAGUCGCGGUCGCCCGGAGUGCGAGCAGCCGGUGACCCCCGAGGUUCUGCCGAAGCCCAGUACCAGCAGCAGCAGCAGCCAAAGCGCCAGUACGAGCUCCUCCACCCAGCAGAGGAACUGGGCCAAUGCACCGGUGUUUGUGCCCAGCCAGAAGCGGAAUCCCGCCCGGGAUCAGAACGAGUCGGAGGCCACCGUGGGCUCAGACGCGCAGGCAGAGUCUGGUGUGGGAUGGUUCAGGCUUGUCGAUAUUGGGACCGACGUUGUGGAUUGGCCAUCAUCGCUCAUCAACAAAGAGCCUGGUGCGGGCUAUGUCAUUAUCACGCCUGGCAUCUCUGGGGCCGAAGCUGUGGGUGGGCCAUCAUCACUAAACAACAAAGAGGCUGGUGCGGGCAAUGUCGCCCUCAAGUCUUCUCAUCCAGCCUCUUGGGCCGAAGUUGUGGGUGGACCAUCAUCGCUCAAUAACAAAGAGGGCUACGCCUCCAUAAACAGCACUCCGCUGGAGGAGGGGAUCUGCCCCUACGAGAGCCCCUGCUUGUGGGGCUGCCCCUACGGCAUCCAUAUGGAGCUAUGCGAAAUGUGCGACCAGUAUUGUCUGCAUCCCACAGAUCAAGCGCAGCGCAAGAAGCACAACCGCGAGUGCUUGCAGCAGCACGAACAGGCCAUGGAGCUAUCAUUCGCCAUCGCCAGGUCCAAGGACAAGACGUGCGGCAUCUGCUUCGACACGAUCAUGGAGAAGGCGGGCAGGGAAAAGCGCUUCGGUAUCCUACCCAACUGCAACCACAUAUUCUGCCUGGAGUGCAUUCGCACAUGGCGCCAGGCCAAACAGUUCGAGCACAAAAUAACGCGAGCUUGUCCCGAAUGUCGCGUGUGCUCGGACUUUGUCUGCCCCAGUGCGUUUUGGGUGGAGACCAAAGAGGAGAAGGACAAACUGCUCAAUGACUACCGCGCCGCCUUGGGAGCUAAGGACUGCAAAUACUUCAAAAAAGGCGAGGGCAAGUGUCCCUUUGGUAACAAGUGCUUCUACAAGCACGCCCUGCCCAAUGGAGACAUCGUCGAUGUGGGAUUGCCGAAGAGAACUCGAAAGUUGCAGAGCCAGAAUGAAAUAAUCGAUUUGCUUGAUAUUUAUCUAUGGGACUAUGUAGAUCGUCGUGAUUAUCAUUGGCUGGAAAUAUUUUCAAGUGAUUUAAGCGAAAGUUCCGAUUUCUCGGAUGAAGACUAAGCUUCUGGAGCAGGUGGAAACGAAAUGCAACAACAGCCCAAAAGCAUACAAAUUUGGAUAUACAGUCCCAGAAAAACGUAACCAAUAUUCAAACGAUAUAUAUACAUGAUACUGAACCAAAUAUCGAAUGCGAAAUUAAACAAAAAAUGUAUUUGGGUACCAAAUUUAGGUUACAUAAAUAUUUAUUCUCCACUUAAUGCAACGAAAUUUACAGCAACUUUUCCGUACUUGUAUUAAAUUUAAAAUAUAUUUAAUACCAUUAAUAACAAGUGGUUCAACAUAAACCUAAAGAAACAAUGAUAUAUCAUUAAAUAUGAAUACACAAUUUUAGAGAUAAACAAGCAGUAAACAGUACAUUUUCAAAAUAGGUGAUAUAAAAUGUGUAAACUAUGCCUUUCAGACUGAAUUGUAAAGAUAAAAAUACAUACAUUCUUUAAUCGGUUUUCUACUCAUUUUUUGAAGUUUAACAACUACAACUAAGUGAAACGCACAUAGCAAACCACAUAAGUACGUCUAUCUGGAUAUUUGCAGACAAUUAAUCUCGAAUGAGUCUAUGCAUCAUUAACGAGCAGAAACUAUUCCCUUUCGUCGAUAAAUGAAAUUUUUGUUAUUGUUAUGAGCCUUUGUGUUAGAGUAUUACUGUUGCAUACCUAUAAUUCAGUAUAUUUGUAAUCGUUGGCCACAAGCGUAAUACCCAAACCACUACAAAUAUUAUAUGUAAAACAUCUAUAUUGUAUAUUGAUUUUAAGUUUAUACUUUCGAAAUGUACCUCUUUAAAAUGUUUUGUUUUUACUGAUACAAAUGUAAUGUGUUGUCCAUUAGAAAAGCAACAAUUAAAUAAACUAAGGGAAUUAACAUAUAAACCCAACAUGUUCAAAAUCUAAAAACUAAAAUCAAUGUAACAAUUACUUGACAAAUCUCAAUAAUGGCAUAGAAUCGGGUUUGGCGAUUCAAACCCAUUUGUAUGUGAUUAAUAGUUGACAGACAAAAAAUAUCUUAUGAAUAAUUGGUAAUAAGUAAAUAGUUUUAAAAACAAGCAUAUGGUCGUUGAAAUAUGAUACAGAUCAGAUUGAACAAUUCAGUUUAACAAAUACAUGCUUUCGCAAAAGCUGCAAUGCAA